Molecule: messenger RNA, 2681 nt
Organism: Diachasmimorpha longicaudata
Lineage: Eukaryota; Metazoa; Arthropoda; Insecta; Hymenoptera; Braconidae
Exons: 7
Coding region: 326-2161 (611 amino acids)
Source: RefSeq, a predicted model, not a curated record
CGCAAGAGGGCGCCUGUCCCGCGCAGGCGGCGCAGUACUUCCGCGCAUCAGCCGACGCAGGCCGAGGCAUUCCGAGUCGAACAGACGCCUCUGCCAGGGCACGGUUUUCAGUCCUCGGGGUAUAAAAUAUCGUAUGGUCCACGGCAGUCGCAGAAAACCUUGCGAGGGUCAUGGAUCAGACGGGAUAAACAACAGACGUAGACCGAGACAUCUCAAAGAUUAAUCAUAAAAAAUGGCGCCCAGAGGUGAAGGACAGAUGAGCCGAAGAUUUCACCGAUUAUGAGGGUUAGCAAAAGGAACUGAAAAGAAAAUUGUCAAAGGUCUCAUGGGCGACAUAAUCUUUGUAAGAUCCGAGCACAUGAAGGUGGGAAGAUUGGAGAGAUCCUCUGGCCUCUCGAGAAAGCCAAAAAAGCGAAUGAGCAAGAAACCUCAGAGUCCCAGAGUGGACUGGUGCCCUGAGGAUCAGAACGAUGGCUCUGAAGCAUCAGUCCCACCACUGGACUACAGUGGAAUGUUUUGGCAGCAUCCAGGGGCCAUUCCCCCUCACAUGCAGCCCCACAAUGGUCAGAGACUCUUCACAGCAAUGUCAGACCCCAGUGUCUGCAGAUACUCAGCCGUACCCAUGGCCUACACCAUGGAGCCAGUCUCCAUGCCCCCCAUGUAUCCCCUGUACAGGCCUGUGCCCCAGCCCAACUACAGGCCCUUUCGGGGCAGGGGCCGGCGGAAUAUUCAACACCAUCAGAAUGCCCAUGGGGUUGUCAAUGGCUACUCGAGCCUCCAGGAGAACAGAACCAGCUACAUGACACCUCAUCUGUAUCAGAAUGGAGAUUACACUUCUCUUCCACCGACUGCCAAUAACGAGGGGAGGGAGCAGGGGGAAGAGAUGAGCUCUGAGCACAGGAGGUACUCUGAUCCUGGACUCGGCCCUCCUGAGUUGGAAAACUGCAGGAGUGAUGAGUCUGAUAGUGGGGAGAGUGAAAGCUCCAUUGUCACUGUGGGGAAAAAUAAUAAACUGGUGCUCUCCCUGGUUGAACAGAUGACAAACUUGAGAGAAUCGAAUAGUCAAAUGUUCAAAGAACUUCACGAGACCAAAUUGUCCCUGGAAAACGUGAAAGCUGAGUUAUCCAGGGUGAAACAGCAGGUAUCUCUGGACUACCAACCAGGAAUGCUAUCAGAUAUCAUUGGCGAAAUGAGACAGGCCAAUAAAAUCAUGGAAGAGACCAUGAAUGCCAGAAUAUCAGCAAUAAUCGAGGAGAAGAAUAAUCAAAGGCUGUUGGAGCUCGAGGAGGUCAAGGAGCGUCUUGCUAAAAUAACUGAGGAAAAAUCAGACGAUGGUAAACGUAUCGCUAAACUUGAAGAGGAAGUUGCACGUCUCACCAUCAAUGCAAACAAUGAGGGUCGUGAGAUAGCAGCCUUCGAGGAGGAAACCCUGGCACUGCGCCGUGAACUCCAGGAAGCAAGAUCCUCUCGUCAUGUAGCUGAGAAUUAUGCAGCAAAGUGCGUAAACGAUGCAAUAAUGCCAUGUAUCACGCCAGUAACAUUUGACAACUCCUUAAUAACCAGCACCCCCGUGCGUACCGAUCUCCAACCAUCCUCAUCUGUCUCCUCAUCCCCACCGAGUUCCCUGUCCCGAUCCAACUCGUCGAGAAUUCCCUCGGAGGAGACAAAUUGGCAGUGGCAGAGGCCAACAGAGACAACUCCACCCAAUGACAGUACGAAGAACGAAGACAUGAUGAGCUCUAGAAAAGAAUCGAUGCAGUCGUUGGAGCCAGAUGAGAGAGAAGCACUGGACAAGUUGAUUCAUUAUCACUUGGAGCGAAAACAGUCACUCCCUCAGGACAUUAAUUCACCAGAAAUAAAUCCAAGGGAAACUGUAUCUCGAUGCAACAGCGAUUGCCUGGAGAAAUCAAAAGCCUUCAGACAUCGCUCGUCACUCGCCAACACCUCCAGCUGCUCAUCCUCAGAGUCUGAUCCGGAGAGAUCCACCAAGUGCAUCAGCAAAGCCAAACCGAGACGAAAGAGAGGACUCAGUGAUAUUCCAGAUGUUGUCUUCGUUACUGGGGAACCACUGGUACCUAAAGACCUGUGCUCGACGAGAAUCCUGACCUCCAGAGUCCUGACAGCACCUUCACGCGCCACUUAUACCACCGCCUACAUCUAGGUUACGUACGGGGUCGUCACAAUGCGAUUUUUUUUUGCUGUCACGAUAUUCGGGGCUUGGGGCUGAGGAUUAUUCUGUACAGAUUUUUCGGGAUUUGUGGAGAGAUUUUGUGCAUCAUCGGGGGUAGAUUGGGCUCAUCAGCUUUCGCUUUUCACAGACAUUCAUUCACUGUAUCCCUUCCUGUAGCUUCCGGGUUGCACUUGGGAAACGGUUUGGGGACGUAGAUAUUGUAGGUACUUUGCAUGAUUUUUCUGUCGUUUGGAGCAGUGGGGAACAGGAGAAUUUGUUGGGGUAUUUGAUCGAAAAAUAUCAGAAAAUGUUUCAAAUUGUUUACAAAAAAAAAUUCAACAAUAUAAAUAAUCUUUCACAUCGUCUUCUGUUCCCCAACAAUUUUUCUCCGCUACCCAGUUGCCAGCUUAGACCCCCUCCUCCUCGAAAAAUGCGUCUUCUCAAUUUGAAAUACUGAAAAAAAAAUCUGUCUAACUCACUCUGAAUUUUUUUCCUCGAAUUCAAUAAUUCA